Messenger RNA from Diaporthe citri, 1173 nucleotides. RefSeq lists its product as uncharacterized. Gene Ontology annotation, molecular function: zinc ion binding; porphobilinogen synthase activity. Gene Ontology annotation, biological process: heme biosynthetic process. The coding region runs from base 1 to 1173 and encodes 390 amino acids. The record is from RefSeq and is a predicted model, not a curated record. Gene Ontology annotation, cellular component: cytosol. The transcript has 2 exons. Lineage: Eukaryota; Fungi; Ascomycota; Sordariomycetes; Diaporthales; Diaporthaceae.
AUGUCCUUCUCCAGCCUCGUCCAGGACCUCUCAAUGCGGUCAGCUGCUGACGCCCGCAACAACCGCGAAGACGCUUCGAUGACAUCCGCCGCCUCCACGAUGGAUGGCCUGGCUUCCCGGACGUCCCACAUCUCUCGUGCCAUGUCCUACACCAGUACUGCUGCCACGAGCGUGAGCAUCUCUGGAGACAUCUCCAGCCAGCUUCACGGAGGAUACAGCCAUGCCCUGGCGCGGUCGUGGCAAGCAGAGAGGCAACUCACAAAGUCUAUGCUCAUCUAUCCCCUUUUCGUUUCCGACCAAGAUGACGAAGAAGUCCUCAUCCCAUCCCUCCCGAACCAGUACCGCCGCGGCAUAAACAAACUGAUCCCUUUCCUCGAGCCACUGGUCCACAAGGGCCUCCGUGCCGUCAUGCUGUUCGGUGUGCCCCUCAACCCCGGCACCAAAGACGCUUUGGGCACCGCCGCAGACGACCCCAAGGGUCCCGUCAUCAGCAGUAUCCGACUUCUUCGACAACGCUUCCCCCAGCUCUACAUUACAGCAGACGUCUGCCUCUGCGAGUACACUUCUCACGGCCACUGCGGUAUCCUUAGGGAUGACGGCAGUCUGAACAACCAACUCUCUGUGGACCGCAUCUCCGACGUCGCCAUCGCCUAUGCCCAGGCAGGCGCUCACUGCGUAGCGCCAUCCGACAUGAAUGACGGCCGGAUUCGUGCCAUCAAGCUCAAGCUGAUUGAGGAGGGAAUCGCACACAAGACACUGUUGAUGUCCUAUGCCGCCAAGUUCUCUGGUUGCCUGUACGGCCCCUUCCGCGACGCCGCUGGGUCGUGCCCUUCCUUUGGCGACCGGAAGUGCUACCAAUUGCCGCCAGGAGGCCGCGGUCUCGCCCGUCGCGCAAUUGUGCGCGACAUCGGCGAAGGUGCCGAUGUGAUCAUGGUCAAGCCUGCAAGCCAGUAUCUGGAUAUCAUUUCAGAUGCGAAGGAGCUUGGCAAAGACCUUCCUAUCGCCGCUUACCAAGUCAGCGGGGAGUUCGCCAUGAUCCAUGCUGCUGCAAAAGCCGGCGUGUUCGACCUCAAGACCAUGGCGUUCGAAUCGACUGAGGGCAUUUUGAGAGCAGGAGCGACGAUAGUUAUCAGCUACUUCACACCGGAGUUUUUGGACUGGCUGUCCACCUAA